This is a messenger RNA of Carassius auratus (goldfish), 2851 nucleotides long. RefSeq names its product GRB2-associated binding protein 2 (gene gab2). Gene Ontology annotation, cellular component: cytoplasm. Lineage: Eukaryota; Metazoa; Chordata; Actinopteri; Cypriniformes; Cyprinidae. The record is from RefSeq and is a predicted model, not a curated record. Gene Ontology annotation, molecular function: transmembrane receptor protein tyrosine kinase adaptor activity. The transcript has 10 exons. The coding region runs from base 520 to 2544 and encodes 674 amino acids. Gene Ontology annotation, biological process: signal transduction.
UAUAACAUGAGGCAACAGGCUGCACCUUAAAGAAAAUGUUAUUUUCUGAGAAAUGCUUACAAACUUUAUAAGACUUAAAAGAGGGGUGAGAUAAACUAACUAGGCUAUAUGUGCGAGUCGGUGUCGACGCAGUGAACUCCACGCUUGUGCUUCAUUGUCUCUGUUCAUCCCUACAGUAAGAAAGAGUCCCGUCCCUUCAGUUCAGAGGGCGUGGUGUGUGUAUGUGUGAGUGUGAGUGGGAAAACAAACAGCAUACAACCAACUCUACUUCCUACAUCUGCGUACAACUCGAGCAUUUCUUCCCCUCAGCUCGCGUCAAGCGUCUCUCCUGCGCUUAGUGUUUACACUGAGUCCCGCUGAGCUCAGAGGACGCGUCCCAUCAUCACUAAAUGACGCGCCGCAGCGCUGCAGUUUUACAUCCACACCACAGCUCCACGCGCGCUCAACAUAGAUGGACCCGCAUCAUCUGAGGACUUCAGAGUGAUAUUACCGUCGUGAUUGUGUUUUUCUUUUUGUAAAAUGAGCGGAGGGGAAAUCAUCUGUCAGGGAUGGUUGAGAAAGUCGCCACCCGAGAAGAAGCUCCGGAGAUAUGCUUGGAAGAAGCGCUGGUUUAUCCUGCGUAGUGGGCGCAUGAGUGGAGACCCGGAUGUUCUUGAGUACUACAAGAGUGACCAUGCCAAAAAGCCCAUUCGCAUCAUCGACCUGCACUGCUGCGAGCAGGUGGACGCCGGCCUCACCUUCAAACGCAAAGAGUUCCAGGACAGCUUUGUGUUCGACAUCAAGACGGCAGAGAGAACCUUCUACCUGGUGGCAGAAACGGAGGAAGAGAUGAACCGCUGGGUCCGCUCCAUCUGCCAGCUCUGUGGAUUCAACCAGUCAGAGGACAACCAUCACGAUGAGAGAUCAUCAACCACCCACAUUUCCCGCUCACUGGCUAACGAUCUGGGUGGCUCUCUGGCUCCACUGAUUGGUGAACGGAAAACAUCUGUUCCCGCCCACUCCAGCCAGCCAUUGCUUUUCACAUUCGACAUACCUGUACGCCACUCCCAUAGUACUCUGUCUAAUAGUGCUCCUCAGGACUACCUCUUCCUCCAUCAGUGCAUGAGCCGCAAGAGUGAGAGUGCACGGAGUGCCAGUUUCUCGCAGGCCUCGCGCAGCAGUCUUCUGGUGGGCAGUGACUCGGCAGUUCAGAGACUCACUCAUGGUUUCUCUCAUUGCCUGAAUGGCAUGGGCGCCCAGCUUCACGGUUUCUACAGCCUUCCCAAACCCGGCAAAAAUCAGCAGCCCCCUUCGCGGAACGACUCACGUGACGCUUGUUACGUUCUGCCCAGGGGUUACAGUUCUGAAGGGGCAUCAGAGCUUGAAUCAGAUGAUGUCUACACUUAUAAGACCCCCAAUAACACUCUAGCAGCCUUCCAAACCAAUGAGCAGCGGGCCCUAGAUAACUAUGAUUUACCCAGCAUUCCUAGCUCUAUCUACCAGAUCCCCCGCACGUUUGAUAAGAACCACAAUGCCCUGAUGCCAUCCAGUUCUGACUCCACAAAUGCGCCUCCUCCCAGACCUCCCAAACCCAGCCAGGGCUCAGAGACACGGCGGGGCAGCCCGCUGACCGUGGGGGCUCAAAAUGGAGAGGUCUCCACGGUGUCCGUCAUCCCCAGGAGGAACACACUGCCGGCGGUGGAAAACGUCAAGCUUCACAGAGGAUCCUCUUUUGAGACCAGUAGUCACCAAAAGCCAGUCUAUUUCAACAAUUCUGGUCAGUCAGUGGAGUCUGUAAAUGACGGCUUCAGCUCAUAUCUGAGAACUAAAGCCCCAUUGACCCGCUCCGAUAGUGCCAGCUCUGAGGAUAACUAUGUACCCAUGAAUCCCGGCUCGUCCUCCUCCCCUCUCAGUGCUGCCCUGGUUGACAGUCCUAAAAAUAAUUAUAUUCCCAUGAGCCCAGGUCCUCACCAUUUUGAUUUCCCAGGAUUUUCAGCAACGUUGCCAGCCAGGAAGGGCAGUACAGCAUCACUAUGUCUCCGACCCGGCCGACUCAGUGACGUCACACCGCCACCAAUUAAUCGCAACCUUAAACCCAACCGGACAGCAAAACCAACACCUCUUGACUUAAGGAACAAUGGCAUCAUUGAUGAACUUCCCUUCAAGAGCCCCAUCACCAUGUCUUGGAUCAGACCCAUGCCUGUGAACUCCAUCUCAUCACAGCCCUGUCGGCCCAUUUCGACCCAGAGCAUCACAAGUACUGAUUCUGCAGACAGUGAGGAGAAUUAUGUGGCAAUGCAAAACCCAGUGUCUACCUCCCCAGCGAUGAGUGGCACCAGCAGUCCUGCACCCAGGAAUUGUGGUAAUGUGGACUAUUUGGCCCUGGACUUUCAGCCUGGCUCCCCUGGUCCACACAGAAAGCCGUCCACCUCUUCAGUGACCUCAGAUGAAAAAGUGGACUACGUCCAAGUGGACAAAGAGAAGACUCAGGCCCUUCAGAACACCAUGCAGGAGUGGACAGAUGUGCGACAGUCAAGCGAGCCAACUAAAGGCAUCAAGUCCUGAUGAUUUUCAAAUGUGCACACUGAAUGUGUCACUCGAUACAACGUGAUACAAACUGAUUUACCUGUGACAAAAUAGCGAAUAAUACACCAAACAAAAGCCAUAGAUCCAGUUCGUUUGGUCUUUUGAGGACAAAAAAACUCCACUGAACCUCCUAGACUGUCUUGCCAUGCAUGUUAGACAUGUUUAACUUUUCAAAGUGCAGUGCAACCAAACUUUAGCUACUUACUCUCUCUCUAAGUGUGAGCGAAGAACGAUAAGCAGUGAUAAUUUAAAUCUAGUUAUAGAUUAUGCAAUUUUUUUACAAUGU